Molecule: messenger RNA, 3840 nt
Organism: Closterium sp. Naga37s-1
Lineage: Eukaryota; Viridiplantae; Streptophyta; Zygnematophyceae; Desmidiales; Closteriaceae
Source: the annotation of a GenBank genome assembly
AUGAACGGCCUUAAAGAGGACUACUUAAAAACCCCUGAAUUGCCCACAAGCCACGCUCCUGCGGUGAUCAUGAUGAAUGGUGGACUCGAGUCGCGCGAUAGGGGCACUCGCGUCGCGGGUCUUGCCGCAGCGCCAACGCCGCCAGUGCUGCGGGAGGCGUCAGCAAUGGCUGUAGCGGCAAUCGCGGCGGCGAAGGCGGUACAGAGACGAGCGCUGGAGUGCGCGAUCGACGCCGUAGAUGCGCUCACCGCCUGGUGCGGCGCAGCGAGCGGCGGGGGAGCCAGCGGAGGCGGGGCGGCUGGGGGAAGCGCGGCAGGGACAAUGGGCGGGGCGCUGAUGCGGCGGGGAGGCGGGGGAGGGGGCGCGGGGGCAAGCGGGUUGUGGGGAGGCGGAGACCCGCUGAAGGGGAGUCGCAAGAUGUGGGUGGCGGGGCUGAUGGUGGUUGCGCUCAUCAGCCUUCUGGUGAGACGGGGGGAGGGGGAAAAGGGGAGGGGAAGGGGGGGAAGAUUGGUUGCGGGAAGAGGGCGGGGGGAAGGUUGUGAUUGGGAAGGGGUCAUCGGGGGGAGGGGUGGGAGGGUAGAGCAAGGGGGGUAUGUUGGGUGGAAAUGGUCAGGGAAGGGAAGGGGGAUUGUGGGGGGAGGGGGAGUGUCUCGUAUUUUCUCCCCCCUCGCUUUCCCCCGAUCCCCCCAUUUCCCCCUCCUUCCCCUUCCCCCACCCCCCUCGUCCCCCUCUCCCCGUGUGUCUAACACGUCACACGUGAGGGACUUCAAGAAAGAUGACGUGGCGCCCUUCGUUACAAGCCUGGCGAGCAGCGAGGCGCAGCUGGCGCAGCAGGUGCGCGCGCAGGCGGGGGCGGUAUCCGAGCUGGCGGAGCGCGCGCAGCAGCAGGUGCAGCUGCUCGGCGCGCUGCUGAAGCGCACGGAGGCGCUCGAGGGCGCGCUGGGGCGCCUCGCGGACGGACGCGAGCGGGAGGUGGUGGCGCGGGAGAUUGGCGCUCUGGGGGGCGGGGGCGGGGGCGGGGGCGGGGGCGGGGGCGGGGGCGGGGGCGGGGGUGCGGGAGGGGGUGGGGGAGGGGAAAGGGGAGCGGGAGCGGGGGAAGCGCCCUCUCUCCCCCUGCCCCUCUCCUGCAAUCAUGCAUCCAACGCUGGGGCGCUGAGGCGUGCCACCAAGGCGCUGGGUCCCCCUGUCUCCCCCUGCCCCCCCCUGUCUCCCCCUGCCCCCCCCUGUCUCCCCCUGCCCCCCCCUGUCUCCCCCUGCCCCCCCCUGUCUCCCCCUGCCCCCCCCUGUCUCCCCCUGUCCCCCCCUCUGCGCUUGCAGCGGGCGAUCAUAGACGGCCGCAAGGCGCGCGUGGUGCAGCUGCAGCAGCAGUUACGGCUGCAGCGGGCGAUCAUAGACGGCCUCAAGGCGCGCGUGCAGCAGCUGCAGGGGGAGGUCGCUGCUGCACACGCUGCCCACGCCGCUGACCACGCUCACACUCGUGCCACUGGUACUGCUGUGGCCGCCACUGCUGUUGACACUGCUGCUGCCACAGGAGGUGCAGGUGGGAGGGCAAGGGAGGAGCAGCGGCAACAGCAACAACAGCAGCAGGAUCAGCAGCAGAAGGAGCAAGAAGGGAAGGGGCUGGGGCUGGGGCUGGGGCAGGGGCAGGGGCAGGGGCAGGGGGAAGGGCAAGGGCAAGAGGAGGGGCAGAUGCUGCGGGGCGGUGAGGAGGACGAGUCAAGGCGGCAGCAACAGGAGGAAGAGGGGCAGGGGCAGAGGGGAGGGGGGCAGGGGCAGCAGGAGCAGGAGGGACGGGUGGGAGGGGUGGAGCAGGGAGGGUCGAAGGAGGAAGGAGGCAUGGUUAAAGAGGGGCGGGGUGAAGACUUGGAGCUGAUUGGACGAGACGAAGGUGAGGGGGAGGAGGGAUAUGCUUGGCUUGCGCAUCGCAUCUCACCAACAGCCUUUGCAGCGGUGGGCGUGGCCCCUCUCUCCGCUCGCCACCUCUCCCAGCCCCUCUCACAUUGCGUGUACGUGUCCCCGCACUCCCCCUCUCAGCCACUCGUCCCUGCUUCUCUAUCUUUCGGUCUGCACCUUCAUCUCAUCCACCUUCGCACUCUCGUCUCCUCCCUCGCACUCUCGUCUCCCUCGCACUCUCGUCUCCCUCGCAUUCCCAUCUCCCGCGCACUCCUUUCUCCCGCGCACUCCUUUCUUCCUCGCACUCCCUUCUUCCGCACACAUUUGGACAAAGAGUCGAUUCCCCAACUCCCUCCCACUAACUCCCUCUCACUCGCACUCACUCCCUCUCACUGGCACUCAAUCCCUCCCCUCCCCGUCAUCCCCCUUCGCCCCCCCUCACUCCCUCAACCUCCCACUCGUUUCCCCUCCGCCCUCCCCCCCUUCUCCCCAGCAGGCUCAGGAUCCCCCCUCGCCCCAGUAAGGGGAGCCCUCUCAACGGUCUUCCCCUCACACCCCCCCGAGGCCCCCAUGGAAACAGUUGUGCUGCGCUGCUCCUUUCCCCCACCUGCUACGCCUGGGGAGGGGGAGACGCACGGGGAAGGGGGGGAGGAAGGGGGUGGCGAGGGGCGGGAGGGGAGGGGGAGUGGAGGGGAGCGGGCGCUGCCGUUUGGGGGCAGGGUGGCUGCGGUGAUGGCGGGAGGCAUGACUGUUCCUCUCAUCAUGCAUGACUGUUCCUCUCAUCAUGUGAGUGGUGGUGUGUGGUGGUGUGUGGUGAUGGCGGGAGGCAUGACUGUUCCUCUCAUCAGGGAGCAACACCCCUCCGACAAACCACCCACCACCGCCGCCACCACCACCACCUCUCCGCCCUUCCCUCCGCCCUUCCCAUCGCACCUCACCCUCUGUCUCCCCCCGCUCCACGGCCCCACCAUCUCCCCGCGCUCUCUCCUCGAAUUCCUCUCAUACCAUCACCUCAUCGGCAUCUCCUCCUUCCUUCUCUACAACGCGGGGGGCGCCACCGAUCCCGUGCGAGCCGUGAUCCAGGCCCAAGCGGUCCAAGGCAGAGCGGAGCUGGUGGAGAUGGCAGGGCUGUUGGAGCGGGAGCAGCUGUGGAACCACGGGCAGGUGCCGGCGCUGCAGGAUUGCUUGUACCGCUCGCGCAUGUCGGCGCGCUGGGUGCUGUAUCUAGACCUAGAUGACUACCUCUGGCUGCCGCCUGUUACUGAGCCCCGGCCGCUCCCGCCCCUGCACAUACUGCUAGAGACCUACGAUGCUGGUAACUCGAUCGAAGUGCUCGGCCUGCCCGACCCCAGCGCACCCGGCAUGGCCGCAGGGGGAGACGCCGGGACAGCAGGCGGGGUGGAUACAGGAGGGGGGCGGCUGUGGAGAGGCGGGGUGGUGCGGGAUAAGAAGGUACCCAAGGAGUCGCAGUGGGGGGGGGAGAGGGACGGCGAGAUGCAGGUGGAGCGGUUUGUGUUUCACUGGCCGGAGCCGGCAUGCCAUGACAAUGAGAAGGACGGCGAGAGAAUAUUCGACCCGUCAGUGUGCCCGGGCGAGCAGGGCCAUCGCAAGUUCAUUGUUGACCCGCGCAGGGUUGACAGCAUGGGUGUGUUCGGCCCCAUUCCUUCACAUCCAACGUAUUCCCGCAUGGCACAUCUGAGCACUCAUGACCUGCAGCUGCUGCACUACAGGGAGCUGGGGUCGGGCACGGCGCAGGGCGUGUGUGACGAGCCCACCCCGCGCUGGCGCACCGUGGGGUGGUGGCACACCGAUGCCAGCUAUGCGCGCUCCAUUGCUGCCUUGAGGCAACGCGCGCAAUGCAACUUCACCAGCGGAGGGUGUGGAUGGCGGCACACUGGUGCUUCCUCUGUGCUGACGUUGCUGUCCGUGAGGCUCGUGUUCGGGUGA